Messenger RNA from Microthlaspi erraticum, 1203 nucleotides. NCBI's taxonomy places the organism in Eukaryota, Viridiplantae, Streptophyta, Magnoliopsida, Brassicales, Brassicaceae. The record is from the annotation of a GenBank genome assembly.
AUGAGAAGAUCCAAUCAUGCAAGGCCGCAUACGGCUCUUCCCGGCGUUUUGCCGAUAGUUUUCUUGCUUAUCCUAUCCGCGGCGGAGCUAGCGGCGGGUCAAGCACAGCCCGAUCCGAGAACUAACGUAUACAACUACGGAAAAUUAAGCCCGGCCAUGGCGGUGAUCGUUGUGAUCCUAAUCGCUGCUCUCCUCUUCAUGGGCUUCUUCUCCAUCUACUUCCGCCACUGCUCCGGCGUACCCGACCCCGGCGUUUCGCCAGCUGGCGGAGCUAGAUCAAGAGGAACCGUCAACGCCGCGGCGCGUGGUCUCGACGCAUCGGUCGUUGAGACUUUCCCGACGUUCGUGUACUCGGAGGUGAAGACGCAGAAGCUCGGGAAAGGGGAAUUGGAGUGCGCGAUUUGCCUGAACGAGUUCGAAGAUGACGAAACGCUGCGUUUGCUGCCCAAAUGCGAUCACGUGUUUCAUCCUCACUGCAUCGGCGCAUGGCUCGAGGCUCACGUGACUUGCCCCGUUUGCAGAGCGAAUCUCGCCGAGCAGGUUGCGGAAGGAGAGUCGAUCGAACCGAGAGGUACCGAACCAGAUCUUGAGUUGCAGCAGGUGGUUGUGAAUCCCGAACCGGUGGUUGCUGCUCCGGUACCGGAGCUAUUGAGUACGACGGAGAUCGAUUCGAGGAGAUUACCUGGAGUACCGGUGGAUCUUAAACGAGUCAAAUUCUCGAGAUCGCAUACGACGGGACAUUCUGUGGUUCAACCGGGGGAAUGUACCGAGCGGUUUACUCUCCGGUUACCGGAAGAUGUGAGGAAGAGGAUAAUGGCGAAUUGGAAACUAAACCGGUCGAAUAGUCUUCUGGUUCUUCCUAGAGGAGGGAGUUCAAGGAGAGGUAAGUCGAUUGAUCGGUCAAGAGCUCGGUCUGAUCGGUGGUUGUUCCGUAAGACGCCGUCGUUUCUGUGGAGGAGUCGAGAUGAUGGUUCGAUUAGGCUAGGUGCUACCGGUAGCGUUCGAGCCAGUACUGUACCGAGUUCAACCGGUGAUUCGGUACGUGUAGACCGUUGGGCUUUCCUAAGAAACGCGUCGUUUUUGUGGAGGAGCUCUUCGGUGCAUGUGGCAAGAGGAGGAGUCAAUAAAGACGGCGAAGGAACUUCGGUUAAAUCGACCGGUACAGGUGGCUCAACUAGUGGUUCGGUGAGAUUACCAGUUUAG